AUGGCCAACUACGGUAAUAAUGGGGGUGCCAUAGAAGACCCAGCUAAUGGUCAAAAUCCACCCGACCGUAGCCUGAGGGACUAUGUGUUGCCAACAAUGACAGGGGUCCAGUCUUGUAUAAGACCACCCACCAUAGAUGCAAACAAUUUUGAAAUAAAGCCAGCCAUACUUCAGAUGGUUCAAUCCACAGUCCAGUUUGGGGGACUACCCACUGAAGACCCAAACAUGCAUCUAUCUAACUUCAUGGAGCUCUGUCAGACAUUUAAGAUGAAUGGAGUUAGUGAUGAUGCUAUCAGACUCAGAUUAUUCCCAUUUUCUCUGAGGGAGCGAGCCAAGAGUUGGUUGGUAUCUUUGCCACCUAACUCAAUCAAUACAUGGAAUGAUCUUGCACUAAAGUUCCUCUCCAAGUUCUUCCCUCCAGCCAAGGCAGCUAAGCUAAGGGGGGAGAUCAACAACUUCUACCAGCUGGAUAAUGAAUCUCUAUAUGAGGCGUGGGAGAGAUUUAAAGACUUGAUAAGGAGGUGCCCGCAUCAUGGGAUAGAGAGAUGGAUGUUAGUCCAUAACUUUUAUAAUGGGUUGUGUGGUACCACUCGCACACUCAUUGAUGCAGCAGCUGGUGGGGAAUUUAUGAGGAAGAGCGCCAAUGAGGCGUAUGAUUUGUUAGAAGAAAUGGCCAUUAACAAUCAACAGUGGCCUAGUGAAAGAGGUAACUCGAAGAAAGUGGCUGGUUUGCAUGAGAUUGAUGCAAUAUCUAAGUUAACUGCUCAAGUUGAGGCUUUGACUAAACAGCUGCAAGGCAGUACAAUGGCAACCCCCAUGAUGCAAGCUCAAACUAUGUGUGAAUUAUGUGGGGGUCCUCAUGCUUAUGAAAAAUGUCAGUACGCGGAUGUCAAUAAUAUGCCAUUGGAACAAGCUCAAGCCAUUGGGAAUUUUCCUCGUCAAAACAAUAACAAUCCUUAUUCAAAUUUCUAUAACCAGGGUUGGAGGAAUCACCCCAAUUUUUCUUGGAAGAAUGACCAACAAGGCCAGUCUUCAGUUCAGCCGUCACAACAACCAUUUCAGCAGCCACCUCCUGGGUUUUACCAACCGCCCAUGCGACAACAACAGAAUCCUAUGAGACAGCCUGAUACUCAGUCUGAUGUUCUUAAUCAAUUCAUGAUUGAAACACGGUCUUCUAUUAGAAAUUUGGAGAACCAGAUUGGGCAAUUGGCUACUCUUAUGGAAAACCGUGCUCAAGGUAACCUUCCUAGCACCACUGAAGUCAAUCCAAAAGAAGAGUGCCAGGCUAUUACAUUGAGAAGUGGGAAGAAAUAUGAAGAGCCUAGUGUGGAGAAGUCAGAUGAAGACAAGGUUCAGGAUCAACAAGCACAGGGCACAGUGGAAAAGAAGCAAGGUGAAAACAAGGUUACUGAAUACCUCCCAACCAAAGAAGCUACACCACAAGUGAGCAUAGAUCACCACAUCAAGAUUCCCUACCCACAAAGGCUCCGCAAGAACAACCUUGAUAAGCAAUUCUCAAAGUUCCUUGAAAUAUUCAAGAAACUACAUAUCAAUAUCCCAUUUGCGGAGGCCUUGGAGCAAAUGCCAAGGUAUGUUAAGUUCAUGAAGGAUAUUUUGGCCAAGAAAAGGAAGUUGGAGGAAUAUGAGACAGUGGCACUUACUGAGGAGUGCAGUGCAAUCUUGCAGAUGAAACUACCUCCCAAGCUUAAAGAUCCGGGUAGUUUCAAUAUUCCAUGUUCUAUAGGGGGCUCAGUCGAAACAAAAGCUUUAUGUGAUUUAGGGGCAAGUGUGAAUCUAAUGCCUCUAUCUAUUUUUUGA
Humulus lupulus (European hop) is the source of this 1818-nucleotide messenger RNA. RefSeq lists its product as uncharacterized. The transcript has a single exon. Bases 1 to 1818 code for a protein of 605 amino acids. NCBI's taxonomy places the organism in Eukaryota, Viridiplantae, Streptophyta, Magnoliopsida, Rosales, Cannabaceae. The record is from RefSeq and is a predicted model, not a curated record.